Molecule: messenger RNA, 7200 nt
Organism: Sitophilus oryzae (rice weevil)
Lineage: Eukaryota; Metazoa; Arthropoda; Insecta; Coleoptera; Curculionidae
Gene: Golgin245
Product: golgin subfamily A member 4
Exons: 16
Coding region: 92-4759 (1555 amino acids)
Biological process (GO): Golgi vesicle transport
Cellular component (GO): Golgi apparatus
Molecular function (GO): small GTPase binding
Source: RefSeq, a predicted model, not a curated record
GUGACAUUUGACACGUCAUUUCUAGGUUAGUGAAUUUCUAUUUUGGGAGUGUAGUGUUUAUUUAUGAAGAAAAUAACUCGGAAUUAGGAAAAUGUUUAAGAAACUAAAAGAAAAAAUCACGGAGGAGGUCAGGAGUAGCCCCCAAAGACUUCAACAACUCACGCAAAGCGUUAGUGAUAAAUUACAAGGCACUAACAGUUCGGACGAAAAUUUUUUCUCGAUAGGUGACGAAGAUGCUAGCACCCCAAAUAUGAGCACCGUUGAUCAAGGAUUUUCUAGUGUAGCUUUAGUAUCUCCAACUUCAGAAGAAAAACUAAGGCGAAGUUCAAUAUCGUCUCUUGCUAGUGAUAUAUCGUUUCUCCCAAAAUAUGAUGCUGCAAAUAUGUACCAUUUGCAAUCUGAUAUGGAUGUAUCAGCCAGUGAACUUGAAGAUAACAUCUCUCAAUCAUCGUCAAAUGUUGGUCGAGUAUCUAAAGAACAAUUAUAUUCUGCCUUUAAAAAAUCUCAAAUGCAGUACCAUAAAUAUAGAGGUAGAUAUACCGAUCUUGCCCGGCAUUAUAAAGAGAUAGAAAGAGAGAUGUCAAAGAUGAAGGCGGUCCUAGUUGAAACACAGGAUAAGGCAAUUCGUAGAGUCACAGAGCUCAAAGAACAAUGUUCUCUGGAGCAAAAAGCUAAAGCACACUUAGAAAGCGCUUUACGUGACGAAUUAGAUGAAAAAGAAAUGAAAAUACAGUCGCUUCAAACUAAAAUUGAUCUGUUACAAGGUCCAAACGCUGCACAAAAUCCUAUUACUAUUGAUAAACUCGAUUUGAGUCAUGCAGAGGCAGACAAAUUAGAACAAUUAACAAAAUACUUAAAUGAUGCUAGAAGCGAGAUUGAAGCUCUCAAUCAAGAACACAAAGCUAGUACGAUAAUAUUUCAAACUAAAGAACAAGAAUAUAAAAUGAAAAUAGUUAAUUUAGAGAAGGACAUAAGUAGUUUGUAUGAAAGAGAGAAAGAAAACAAUAUAAAAUUAGCUGAAAACAAGAUGGAGCUUCAUAAUGAGUUGUUAAGCAAAGAUGCUGAAAUCAAUAAGAUGAAGAAAGAAAUUGAAUCUUUAAAGGUGAGUUUAAGUACUAAAGAAAAGGAAGAAAAAAAUACGAAAUUGGAAAAUCUGCAAAGUCAAAAUGGAAAGCUUAUCGAAAAAAUAGAAAAUCUAACUCAAAAAUGUAACGGCUUCGAACAUGAACUUCUCAAAGUUGAAACAUAUAAAAUGGAAAUUCAGAAAUUGACAGAACAAAAUUCAAUACUAACUAAAAAUGCAGAUGAAAAUAUAAGUCUCAGUGAUAAUAUUAGCAAAUUGACAGCAGAAAAUAAUGGUUUGAGAAGUACAAUUAGUGAUUUAAAAACUGGUUUAAAUAAUAUUCAGGAAAAUUUUAAAAUAUUGUCCGACGAAAAAAAUAAUUUGAUCCAAACAAUCGAAAAGGAAAAGAAAGAAUACGAAACACAAAUAGAAAAUUUGAGAUACAAUGCAAAGCAAGGCUUGUUCAGUCUAGAAAAACAAAUAUUAGAACGAAUGAAAACAACGUACGAUGAAAAAGAGAAACAAUUAAGAAAUCAAUUUAACCAGAAAAUCGAAGAGAUUACAUCAAACAACAAGGAAUUAAAAGAAAUUCAUUUGCAACUGAUCGAUAAAGAAAAUAUUAUUAAAAGGAUAAGUGAGGAGUUUGAAGAAUUAAAAAAUAAAUUGCGGGAUAAGGAGAAUAAGUUUGAUGAAUUGGAAAGAAACCAUUUGGAGUUAAUUGAUGAGUGUAGUAAAUUACGAACAACAACUAAUUUGUUAGAGACUCAAAUAAAUGAAGUAACUAACCAAAAAAUACAAGAUAAUGAAGAUAAAAAGAAUCUGCAGGACCAUAUUAAAACUCUAGAAGAUGAGGUGAAUCAUAUUCAGAAAAUCUGUAAAGAUAAGGAAGAAAAUAAUGUUCAGUUAUCAACAGAAAUAUUGAAAUUGCAAAAUACGAAUAGAGAUUUAUUGGAAAAAGUAAGAUUAGUUGAAGAAAAACAAGAAAUGGCAGAAAUGAUACCAACAGAGAAUAACUUACUUGAAAUGAAAAUACAUAAAUUAGAGGAAGAAAAGUUAUCACUUCUUAAUGAUUUCGAGAAAGAAAGAAAAAUACUCAACGAAAUGAUAAAAGAAAACAAGGAGGUUAAAAUUAAGGAUGUAAAAAUCAGUGAAUUAAAUGAUGUAAAUCAUAAACUUGAAGAGAAAAUAUGCAAAUUAAAAGAGUACUUAAAAGCAAAGGAAGACAGCAUUGUGGAACUUAAUAAAAAUAAAUUUAACCUAGAACAAGAAGUAAUAAAACUAAAGGAAUCUGUCAGAAUUCUCGAGGAACAUGAGGAAGCAAUCGAGUUAGACAAAACCGAAUGUAACCUUUUACAAAUCAAAGUUCAGCAGCUGGAAAAAGAAAAAGAAAAUUUACUAAAAUCUUUUGAAAAUGAGAGGGAAAUAUUCGACCACACGUUUCAUAAGACCAAUCAAGAAUUUGAUACACACAAAGAAGAAAUAAUGAAUGAAAAUGUUAGUUUAGCAAAAGAAAAUCUUGAGCUGAAAAAAUCUUAUGAAGAGUUAAAACAGAAAGUUAGAAUUUUUGAAGAACGAGAUGAGGUAAUCGAAUUGGAAAAAUCGGAAGCUAUGUUACUAAAACUGAAACUACAACAACUCGAAACUGAGAAGUCGGAGCUAUUAAACAGUUUCGAAAUGGAACGAGAAAUGUUUAAUAAAAUUCUUAUCGAACAUAAAGAACUCAAGCUCAAAGAAGAACAAAUUAAAGAACUGGAAGAUAGCAACAAACACUUAACUGAAAGACUUGCAGAGUUUAAAGGUUUUUUGAAAAAGAAAGACGGAAAUAUUGUCGAUUUACAAAAAGCAAAACUAACAUUAGAACAGGAUAUAGCCAAGUUAAAGGAGUCGUUAAGAAUAAAGGAAGAAGAAGUGGAUGCUAUUUCCGUAGAGAAAACUGAGUGUGAAUUGUUACAACUAAAAUUGCAAGCAUUACAGGAGGAAAAACAGAACUUACUAAAUUCGUUUGAAAUUGAAAGAAAGACUUUUGAAGAAGAGACACUUAAAACUACGCAUAUAGAGAAUAGUUUAGAAAAAUUAAAUGAAGAAAAUUCCAUAUUGAGAAGUGAAGUUGACACGCUUAUUAAAGACAAUAAGAUUAUUCAGGAAAAAUAUUCAAGUUUAUACAAUGAUCAGAAUGAAAAUGUUGAUAUUAUAAACGAACAGAAGCAACUAAUAUCUAAUUUGAAUUCUGAAAUUGACGAGCUUAGAUCCAACCAUGAAACAGAAAAAAAUAAAAAUAACCACCUUGUUAAUAAAUUAAGUGAUUUAACGCAAGAAAUAGACGGAUAUAAAAUAGAGAAGGAAGAAGUUAAAAAAACUUUACAAGCAUUCGAAAACAGGAUCGAAGAGGUAAAACGAAAUGCUGCAGAUAGAGUAGAGGAGAAAAUAAAGGAACUAGAGGUUCUCGUUAAAGAAAAAUCAGUGUUAGAAACGGAACUUAGGAAAAAAAUCGAGCAGCAUAAUUUCAAAAGCAAAGAAAUGGGCGUAAUUCAGCAACAAUUCAAUGUACUUAUGCAGGAGAAAGAAAAUGUUCUGAGCGAAAAUAAACAUAUUAAAAUGCAACUGGAAGAACUUAAAAAUGCUAAUUUUAAAAGUUUAGAAUCGAAAGUUAAAGAAUUGGAACAAGCCAAAGAACUGAAUAAGGUUAUUCAAAACGUCUACGAUAAAUUAAAUCAAGAAGUGUCAGAGCUAAAAAUUAGAAUAAACCAACUUACAUCCGAUAACAAAAACGUGCAUGAAGAAUAUGAGAAACUGGUGAUGGAACUUGAAGGUCACAAAGCAAGAAAUGCUUUUCUGGAGAAGGAGAAAUUAGAAUUUGAAGAAAAAACAGAGAAAACUGAAAAACACACCGUUGCUUUACAGGAUAAAAUUAAUGAUCUGGCUGAACAACUACAUCAAAUCAAGAAGGAUUCUAAGGAUGUCAAGCCGUCUAGUACAGACUUAGAAGAUAUUCAAAAAGAUUUUUACGAUCUAAAAGAGAAAUGUGAUAAUUUAUUCGUAGAAAACAAGAAUUUAAAACAGGAAUACACUAGGAUACAGGAACAAUGUGAUAACUUUAAUAAGAUUAAACAAGAUUUAGAAAAACAAGUCGCCGAUCUAGAGGGACACUACAACGAAGUGCUACACGAAAAACAGCUGCUUCAAGAUGAAGUGCAAGAGCUGAAAAUAUCGCCUAUUAAUUCGGGCACGAGUGUCACGAGUAAUGGGACAAGUAAGUUAGAAAAUCUAAACAUUGUGAAGCAAGAAACUUUACUAAAUGCUGUUUCCAAUGAACAAAGUACAGACAGCGAAAAGUGGCAUAGAGAAUUCGAAAACUUAACCGAUAAAUUGGCACAGUACAAAUCUCUCGAUGUAACAAAUAAAAGUUCGAUAGAAUUCUACGAGAACGAACUGCAAAAACAGAAAAAUAAAAAUGAGAAACUCAACAGAAAGUUGGAUGAAACGCUAGUAACCUUGAGUCAUUGCGCUGAGCUAUCAAAUUCGACUGAAAUUGAGUAUUUAAGAAACGUUUUAUACAAUUACAUGUUAGGAAAAGAGAGUCUAGUGUUAGCUAGAGUAAUAGCCGCUGUUUGUAAAUUUGAUCCAAACCAGACUGAAGCAGUGUUACAGAAGGAACAACAGAAACAGACUUUGCUGGGCCAGCUGGGACUUCUCUAGCAGUUAGAAAGUGAAACGUAAGACCUAACCUUCUGGUACUCUGCCAUAUAACACCUCAUACAGUUCAAAAAACAGUCACUUAUAUUAAGUUAUCAACAUCUAUGAGCGUUUUCAAUAUAAAUAUUUUAGAAAGAAAUAUACGAAGAAACUUGGUACUUUUUAUUUAUAUCAGGAAUGGGGUAUUAUUUAGAUUUCCCACCAUGACCAGUUAUAAAUUAAUAUAUAAUAUAUAGACUUAAAGAUGGUUCUGGAGAGAUUGUAUAUAUUUAGGCACCAAUUGUGACACAGAAUCAAAUAAAUCUUGUAGACUAUCUUAAUAUAAACAAAUCUAAUUUUGUAAUUCAAUCAAAUAAUCAUAACUUUAGAAAAUAUCUUUCUCUAUAAAUACAGGGUUAGUCAUCAACGAUAAAGUUCAUUUACUCGUUUAUCUUGACAAUUUCAGAAAAAUUAAAAUAGUUAAGUAAUGCGAAAAUAGACAAUUAAAAAUUAUUUUCCAAUAUUCAUUUGAAGGGUCCAGGGGACAACAUGAUAAGUGCUAUUUUACUAAUUAUCAGGUUCUUUCCCUGUAUGUAUUUUUUUUUCUAGGCAUAUAUCAUAGGAUUUAACUCCUUAUUGUCCUACACAUUUUGUAGGGCCCAGUUAGACCUACUAUAAUAUUGUAAAACACUAAAAUUAAGAAACUGGCGCUUAUGAUAUUUUUCCUCUGGACCCUUCAUUUAUAUUAAGUAUCCUUCAAAAAAGUGUGGUGGAUAUAACUUUUUUUUUUUUUGAAUGAACACCCUACUUUACAGGGGUGAGCAUAUAAUGUAGGCAAAAAGACGUUGAAUACCCCAGACAAAAGCAUAAAAUAUAUUUUAGUCCUAAUUACCAAUAUAAAGAACUAAAUACAACCAGCAAUAAAGUAGGUCCCAAAAUGAAUUUGGCAAAAGCUAAAGUAAUGUAUAGAUGACAGAAAAGACAUUCUAAUCAAUAACACAACGCUGGAAAAGGUAGAAGAAUAUAUAUUUAGGACAACUAAUACACAGGUCAGGAUCUCUACUACCAGAAAUCAACAGAAUAAUUAAGUUAGCAUAGAGCAUAGAGCACCUAUGGAAUAUGAAUCUCAGUCAUAUUGAAAUCUAGAAUGCCAUUUUAUCUAAAGAAGAAAACAUUCGGGGAUGUGUAUUACCAGUCAUGACCUGUGCAUGUCAAACCUGGACACUUAAAACGGACGUUGUAAGGAAACUGAAGCUCGCACAACUCUGGAUGGAAGGAAAUAUACUGGGAAUAACCAAGAAAGAUCUUAAAAAAUUGAGUGGAUAAUACAAAAAAUCAAGAUAAUAGAUGUCAUCCACAGAAUUAAAUUCCUUAAGUGGCAAUGGGCAAGACACCUAGCAAGAAGGACGGACCACAGAUGGACCAUUACACCAUGGUACCCACGAGGAAUUAAGAAACCUAGAAGAACGCCAAACCUGCUAUGGGACCAUGAUUGGGAAGGCUACAACAUAAUUGGAAAUAGUUGAAAAAGCUGAAAUAAUCAUUACAAGAACUACUAGUUUUAGGUAUAUAGCAUUAUAUUUUAUAUAACAAAAGUUAGUAUAGCAUUUUACGCAGACUCUAAAUAAAAAUAAAAUAACAGGGCGUUACAUUUAAAAAAAAACAUCUGCCUCGCUAUUUUGAAGCGCGCCCUAUAUACUCAAAUAUAUGUAGUUUUAAAUUCUGUAUCUUAACAUUCCCCACAAGCUUUAUGUUAAACAUUUUUUCUUGAUUCGCAAAAUAAAUGAAAAAUUCUGAACUUUAUUGUUGACUCACCCUGUACAGAUCACCCUGUAUGAUCAAAAAGUUUAAAUAUCAGGUGUGAUUUGUAUAAUGACUAAUGACAGAUAUAAGCAAUUCUUAUGGGAAAAUUAUAUUAGGAUUAUUUUAACUGUCAAAAUCAAAGCCUGCUUGAACAUAAAAAACUUUUUGUUCGUAAAGUACAAUAUUCUCAAAAACUUUUAUGAUCAAGUGUGUUUUUUAUGAGAGAUUAAAAAAAUGUUAUAGUAAAUUAAAUUGUAUGGCUUUAAUUCUCAAAGUCAAAGCCUACUUGGUCAUAAACCUCUGAUUGUACAGUUAUCUUUAAUGUAGCUACUAUACAGGAUGAACCAGUGUUCUCAAUAAUCUCCAUAUCAGGUUUUAUAUUUGAGAUUUUUACUCCAUUUUUUGUAAAACAUGCUGGGAAUACUAGCCCACAUUUUAAAAAUGUUUUUGGUUGAUAACUAACCAUACGAUCGAGAAAAAAAAACGGCGUCAAAGACGGCUGGGGAAUCACAAUCGAUGAAAAUGUUACCGAAGUCAAGCUCUAGAUGUCAUUUACUUGGCCCGUACUCUUCUUUAUUUUUUAAUGGCGCCUACUGUCAGUUGGCCUUAAGAAUGGUGUAGUUUAAAAUUUGAGAAAAAAUAUUUUUGUUCAGAAACAGAUU